Chara braunii is the source of this 2155-nucleotide messenger RNA. The record is from the annotation of a GenBank genome assembly. Lineage: Eukaryota; Viridiplantae; Streptophyta; Charophyceae; Charales; Characeae.
GGUGGCACCUGGCGCAUCACCCCGCAGUUCGUUGGAGCACCCCUGGCUGCCACCGCCACCGUCGAGAGCGGCGCAGCGUCCAAUGGUCCACCACGCUCACGGAACCGCCCACCCGGAUCCGUCACACGCACCUGCAGAUGCUCGACAUUCUGCUUCCGUGCCUCGUUUCGGGGAACAGGUGGAUCAUGGGGUGCCUGCCGAGGAGGUCCCCACUCCGGUGUCCGAUUCAUCGCCGACCCCUGUUCCGACAACCAGGGGUGGUGGUCGGUCUGCCCCACAACCUCCACCCGUGUUGACCGGAACGUUAGACCCUUUGCAGCGCAUUCGUGACCUUGCAGUCGCCCAAAGCGCGACACCUGUGAGCCCUGGCGGGUUGUUGGAUGCUGGGGUCCUCGGCGGGAGAGCUACGACGGGACGAUGUCGGGGCACUUACAGGAAGCAAGCCGUCACGUCAUAUUAUUCGGACCCUUUGGAGCGCGCAUGGCAUCUGCAAAUCAUGCGGUUCAUCGUCGAGAGCGGGAUGCCGUUCAACAGCACGAAGCUUGAAAGCUUCAAAUGCAUGUUCACGAUGAUAAUUCCGCCGGGGGUUCCAGGGGCGCCCGCGCCUAGACUUCCCUCGUACCACAUGCUGCGCACGACCCUUUUGGACGAGCUGGAUGGUGAGGUCCAGAAGUGUGUUCGGUCGGUGCUUGACACGUCGAGAGAGACCGGUUGCACAAUCAUGACCGAUGGUUGGACCAACAUCCGUGGUCAGACGUGGUGCAACUACCUUGUUGGUACAGAGAUCGGAGUGGUGUAUGUGUCCACCGACGUCAUGCGUGGCAAAAAGGACGCCAGUGCCCUCGCGAACGCAUGGUUGAAAAGGGUGAAGUCCAUGGAUGUUCAAUUGAGCGACAUCACGGCGUUCGUGACGGACUCCGCCGGGGUGAACGUCGCGGCGAUGGAGGUAUUCCAAAAAGAUGAGAGCGUGAAACACAUCUUCUGGAUUCCUUGCGUCGCCCGCAUCAUGGAUCUCAUUCUCGAGGACAUCGGCGGGAUUGAUUGGGUGGCUUCCCGCAUUUCUCAAGCGAGGCUGGUUACAAGGUUCUUCAAGCGCCAUGGACAUGCGAGAGAGGUUCUUGAGGCGCACUCGACGAAGACUCUUCUGCUACCGGCGGAGACGCGUUUCGGCACGAACGUCAUCAUGAUGGAGAGGCUGGUGGCACUGCGAGCCGCGUUGACAGAUGUUGUGGUCGACGAUCGCUGGCGCGAGACUGUUUGGUCGACCAGCAAGAUCCGCAAGGAUGCAGCGGAGGUCACUGCAUGUAUCGGCUCCCCUCCAUGGUGGGAGGAUUUGAGAGCUUUGUGCAAGAUGCUAGAGCCCAUCAUGGGCAUGCUGAAGUUGGUGGACAGCGACACACGCCAGAUCAGCAAGAUUCUGCGACGUUACGAGGAAAUGAUUGCAUCUUGUUUAUCCGCAUGUCGUGACAUUGAUCGGGAGCAGCAGGACGCUAUUGUGGAGGUGUUCCACAGGCGGCGCACCAUGUUCAAGACCCCCGCCCACACAACAGCCAUGCUGCUAGAUCCAGAGUUCCGGGACACGACGCUUUGUGACGAUGCGGAGGUGCAGCAGGCCUUGGUCGAGGCCCUUGUUCAGUUCGGCUACCCGGAGGAUUCGCCGCAGCACCAGGAGGUCCAACGAGCGUUCGCCAAGCUCCACACGAGGGAGCCCCCUUUCGAUGAGCUCACCAUGCGGCGAGCUGCGGAUAUCUUUGAUCACCCUGCCAGUUUUUGGUCCUCAAAGAAGGCGAAGUUCCCUCUCAGGCCGUGUUUGCAGGCAGGAUCCUUCGUAUAUGGGCGACCGCCUCACCGUGCGAGAGAGCGUGGUCUCGUUGGAGCUUCAUUCAUUCGAAGUCUCGCAACAGGUUCGAGGUUCCCCGGGCUGAGAAGCUUCUGCGGUGCCACUGGAACCUCAGGCUACUCGAUCGACCUUCGUUGAGCGACGAUGGUGUUGGAGAGAGGCCCGACGUCUUCGGGAAAUGGGUGCAUUAUUGGCAGGCCGUGGAGGACGAGGCAGUCGUGGACCAGCAGCUCGUCAGAGGCACCGGUGUUCUGGCGAAGGUGACCGAGGAGAAGUUGAGCCUCGCCAGAGAGAGGACGCGCGCCAUUUCCCGCA